AUGCAUGAAGAAGAUUGCAUUCACACAACCUUCACUACAGAAAUGAGACUUUACUUUUACAAAGUCAUGCCUUUCGGAUUAAAAAAUGCGAAUGCUACUUAUCAAAGGAUGAUGAAUAAGAUCUUUGUCAAUCAUUUGGGGAGCGUGAUGGAAAUCUACAUUAAUGAUAUGGUAGAGAAAUCUAAACACCCAUCAAGGCACAUACCAGACUUGACUGAGUGUUUUCCCAUUUUGGAUCACUUCCAAAUGAAUUUAAACUUAGCCAAAUGUGUCAUUGGAGUUUCUGCAUGCAAAUUUUGGGGUAAUGUUGUUAGUAUAAGGGGAAUCGAAGCCAACCCAACCCAAAUUGCUUCUUUCUCAGAAGUCCAGGGUGAUGAGAAUAAUUGCGUAUUCUACGAUUUUAAGACCUAUUCAAGCAACCCACCAAUUUUAAGUUCACUUAUCUCUAAUGAGGAACUUUUCCUCUACUUAGCAAUGUCUUCUGCUACACAUGAUGGAAAAGGUGAUCCUAGCUUUGAAGCCAUUCACAAAUUCGAAUCUGACGAAUCUGAAUGGGUCUGGAUUCUUAGCACAGAUGGAGCUUCUAAUGUAGAAGGUUCAGGCAUAGGAGUGGUUUUGGAAGCACCUUCUGGACUGAAGAUGGAAGAAGCUUUGCAAUUUAACUACCAAGCCACCAACAAUGAACCAGAGUACGAAGCUCUCUUAUACAGUUGUCAUCAUCUCUUCCACUGCAACGCUUACCACAGUCUGGACCAACUAUUUUCCAAUUAG
Molecule: messenger RNA, 771 nt
Organism: Humulus lupulus (European hop)
Lineage: Eukaryota; Viridiplantae; Streptophyta; Magnoliopsida; Rosales; Cannabaceae
Exons: 5
Coding region: 1-771 (256 amino acids)
Molecular function (GO): nucleic acid binding
Source: RefSeq, a predicted model, not a curated record